CUAGUAUUCUUCUACAGUUGUGUCAAGGUGUCUAAAUUUUACAUGAAGUUUGAAUUUCGUUUUAAGCCACUAGUUGAGUUUCUAAAAUUCUAAAAACCAUACUGACAUGGAAACUUCCAUGAAGCCACUCUCAAAUGAACCGAAAUCGAAAAACACCAUUAACGCCAAGAUUGACAGUGGCUUAAAACGACCCUCUUCGAAACUAAACCUAAACCGUCCGCAAUCGAAAUUAACGUUAAUGCCCAGGACUCGCCAAAAAACUCAAAUACUAAACGCCUCAAAGCUUCCUGUCAAAUCUUCAACCCCACCCAAAAGGGCGAUAGAAAGUGCGUCGGCAAUGCGUUUGUCAACUUCCACUGCAAAACCUGAAAUCAACCCACCGAUCCGGUCACCACCUAGCGUACACCGAUUGGGCGCGAUUCCCAGCUAUCUUAAGAAAUCACGACCUUCGACGGCUCAUGGUAAGCUGAUCAGUACAAGGGACUCGGAACCAAAUGGUUUCAAACAAAAAAAUAUCUCCCCCGAAGAAGAGGAUCGGCAGUCCGCGAAAAAAGUCCUUGAUCUAGAGCAGAUCCAUCACCAGCAGUUCCGGUCGAAUGUCACCGAACAGUACAGAAGAUACAGCGCCUCGAAAGAAGCACUCAACGAAACAGGCAAAGCGACGCCGCAACAACGAUCACCGAAUGCAACGAAACCACCGAGGACCAGCUUGAGCAAAGAGGUGGCGAAGAUCUGUGUCGAAACGGAUCAGAUCGAUCACUACUCGGCGGCGCCCGGCGUUAUGAGACUCGAGGGAGAAGGUGCAGGAGAUAGCGCAUUACAGGCUAGCAUUGCACUAGAGGAGUUGAACGAAAAGUUGAGAGAGAUGGAACGUUUGUGUAAAGAUUAUCAAGAGAAGCUGAAAAAUCGGGAAGAUCAGCUCGCUAAGUUGCAGAAAGAAAUGCUUAAGAAAACUGUCGACAUUGAAGAGCGAGAUAACCAAAUUGCGGAACUUAAUGGAUGCAUCGUUGAUCUACGCUUCGCAAAUAUUCCGGAGGAUUCGCCACUGGAACAAACCGUAGCCGAUCUGCGCCUAGAACUAGCCCAAAAGAGCAAAGAUCUGAUUCUGAACAUCGAGAAAAAUGAAGGAUACAUUCGUCGAUUGGAUGAUGCCAGCAAGCGAAUGGCGGAGCUAGAAAUUCUGCUGGAAGAACGAGAGCAACGGUUGUUCGAGCAAACCGAGAAACAGGCGGACAAAGAAACGGCUUUCGAAAAGCUUAAAGCCGAUCACAGUGAUGCUGAGGGGCGCCUACUGAAGGCGACGGCAAAGAUUAACAACUUGCGAAAAAAGCUAACGAAUCUGACCAACGAAAACACCGAUCUGAAGGCUCAGCUAGAGAAAAAAGACCCGAAAGUCUCGAAAAAAUCGGAUCAAAAGGAACAACUUGAACAAUUUCAGAACGAGAACCGUAUUGUGCUGGAAAGUCUGCACGCUGAGCUGAAGAAGCUGCGCUACGAAAAUGGAAUGCUUAAGAACGCCCAAUCGCAGGACAACAUUUUGAUGGAAAUCAAAAGCAAACUGAUCGACAAUUUGGAAUCGAGCAAAGCCACGCUGAAGGCACGCUGUGAACAGAUUUCGAAAACGCAAACGAAGCAGGUUGAAGAGGACGAAAGCACUCAUCCAACAAGGCAGAUGGACGGUUUCGAGGCGUUAUUCAAAAGUUUGGCCACCAAGCAGCGACGAUGCUGCAAGGAAGAGAAAAUUAUCAGUGACAUCGAGCAAAACAAUCGAAACUGCAAAAUAGCCCGCCGCAAGAUGCUGGAUAUGUUGGGCCAGCUGAAGAAGGAAAAUCGAGCCAUGAGGAGCAUUAUUUCAAGUAAUCCGGACCUGGCUCUCAUUAAUUCGGAGGAAACAAACGAACAGGUGAAAGGACAAAUUAUAAACCAGCUGUGUCAAAUUUUCCCGGAAGAGGACAACCUGCAGCAGCAGCCCAAAAAUGGCGGAACAGUAGAGCGGAUUACCAAUCGGAUUAUUUACGACGAACACAUGAUUGGUGGAAUCGCAAAACCAGGCAAAUUUUAGAGCUUAUCUCAGAUGCUCAAUUACAAGUGAUAGUAACUGUUGUUUAAAUUUAUUUAUUUGUAUUCAUAUACUUAUUGAAUCAAUCCACUUAUUUAAGUGCA
This is a messenger RNA of Uranotaenia lowii, 2163 nucleotides long. Its product is annotated as kinesin-related protein 4-like. The transcript has 5 exons. The record is from RefSeq and is a predicted model, not a curated record. NCBI's taxonomy places the organism in Eukaryota, Metazoa, Arthropoda, Insecta, Diptera, Culicidae. The coding region runs from base 107 to 2062 and encodes 651 amino acids.